Molecule: messenger RNA, 327 nt
Organism: Staurois parvus
Lineage: Eukaryota; Metazoa; Chordata; Amphibia; Anura; Ranidae
Source: the annotation of a GenBank genome assembly
AUGCCAGUUAUCAGCAUUUCUCUCCUCACGAGCUGUCACGCUGACAGCUCGAGAGGAGAGCAGAGCCGGGCACUGAUGAUCAGUGUAGCCCAUCAGUGCCACCUGUCAGUGUCCAUCAGUGCCAGCUGUCAGUACUCAUCCAUGCAACCUGCCAGUGCCAAUCAGUGCCACUUCAAUGCCACAUAUCAGUGCCUACCAGUGCACAUCAAUGCCACAUAUCAUUGCCCAUCUGAGCUGCCUUUAAGUGUCACCCAUCAGUGCCAGACAGUGCCACCUAUAAAUGCCAUUCAGUGCUGCCUAUCAGUGCCAUUCAGUGCCGCCUAUCAG